This is a messenger RNA of Urocitellus parryii (Arctic ground squirrel), 1179 nucleotides long. It is a transcript of the gene Cxcl10, whose product is annotated as C-X-C motif chemokine ligand 10. Gene Ontology annotation, cellular component: extracellular region. Gene Ontology annotation, molecular function: chemokine activity. Lineage: Eukaryota; Metazoa; Chordata; Mammalia; Rodentia; Sciuridae. The record is from RefSeq and is a predicted model, not a curated record. Gene Ontology annotation, biological process: defense response; chemotaxis; immune response.
AACUGCUUAAACUUUGAGCCUACUACAGAGGAACUUCUGGUCUCUGCACCAUGAACCAAAGUGCUGUUUUUAUUUUCUGCCUCAUCUUUCUUACUCUCAGUGGAACUCAAGGAAUGCCGCUCUCAAGAACAACACGCUGCAACUGCAUCCAGAUUAGUAAUCRACCUGUUAAUCCAAAAUCAUUACAAAAACUUGAACUUAUUCCUGCAAGUSAAUCUUGUCCACGUGUUGAGAUCAUUGCCACAAUGAAAAAGAGCGGGGAGAAGAGAUGUCUGAAUCCAGAAUCUAAAGGCAUCAAGAAUUUACUGAAAGCACUUAGGAUCGAAAGGUCUAAAAGAUCAUCUUGAAACCAGAGAUAAGCAAAAUCACUGCAGUGCUGAGAAAGAUGGACCACAAAGAAGAUAUUUCUAUUACUUCCUCACAGAGAGUAUAUGUUGAAUUCUAACUGUUCCUAGUUUGUAGUUCUCCUGAAAAGUGACCAACGACAGUCAUCAAAUUAGCUGCUAUACCUCCUGUGGUUUAUUAUCCUGAGCUGUAAUUUCUCUAGUAGUAAGAAUUACUAGCUAUAUUACUAAUAGCUAGUAAUAGCUCUAAUAACUAAUAAUUACUCUGUCCUGGCACUACACUAUAAGCUAUGUUGAGGUGCUACCUUCCUAGCAAAUGUGCCAAGUCCUAGCCUGCUACUGACACUUUCCUCACCUAUCCUAUCUGCUAAGGGUUAUUAAAGGAUCCUUUUGACUUCUGGAUUUAUCAAAAUCUUAAAUAACUAAAGGUAUGCAACCAAAGGUAUAAAAUCUGCUUAUUAAUGAAUAAUCUUUACUUUGUGGGUUUUUAUUGCCAUCCCCCCCAGGAAUUCAUAUUUUUUCAGUGGUUACAUACACAUAAUUCCAAAUACCUACAGGAAGUUGRAUAUGUCUGGAAAUUAUGUGUAAAUAUUGUUAUUUAAUGAAAGACUGUAAAAGGAGUUCUUAGAGAUAUAUUUUUAUAUUGUUUUCAAURUAUAUGAAAUAAUAUAAUUUGUAUAAUUAAAUACUACAGACCAAUGAGUUAGUAGGGAAAUUUUAAAAUCUAGAUAUAUGCUUUGCAUGUUAUAUAAGACAAAUGUGUUGAAUGGUUUUCAAAACAAAAAUGAUGUGCUGUCCUGGAAAUAUUAAAAAAGAUUACAUAACUGUUGUAAGA